Messenger RNA from Fusarium sp. VM40, 1077 nucleotides. The record is from the annotation of a GenBank genome assembly. NCBI's taxonomy places the organism in Eukaryota, Fungi, Ascomycota, Sordariomycetes, Hypocreales, Nectriaceae.
AUGUCGUCUAAAGAACUUCCCGCCCGACUCAAAGAGUCCAUCGAGGCCUCCAAAUGCGAGUAUCGCAAUCUGGGUAAAUCCGGUCUACGCAUCUCCGUGCCUGUGUUUGGGUGUAUGAGCUUUGGAGAUAAGAGAACGCUGCCUUGGGUCAUUGGCGAAGAUGAGGCUCUGGAGCUCCUCAAAGCUGCCUACGACCGUGGCCUCAACACAUGGGAUACAGCCAACACUUACAGCAAUGGGGCGUCCGAGGAAAUCGUUGGGAAAGCAUUGAAAAAGUUCAACAUUCCUCGCCACAAGGUCCUCAUCCUUAGCAAAUGCCGCUGGGCUGUUGGAGAAGAACCAGAGGCUCGCCAUAUCAACUACAGGCCCGAAUUCGAGACUUCAAAAGAUUACCAGAACCAGUACGGUCUUUCCCGCGCUGCCAUCUUCAACCAAGUCGAGGCAUCUCUGAAGCGACUCGACACAGAUUACAUCGAUCUGCUCCAAAUCCAUCGAUAUGAUGAACUCACACCUCUUGAAGAAACCAUGAAAGCGCUCCACGACCUCGUCCAGCUAGGCAAAGUGCGCUACAUCGGAGCAAGCAGCAUGUGGGCUACCCAAUUCGCCCGGAUGCAAUUCGUCGCCGAGAAGAACGGCUGGACGCAGUUCAUCAGCAUGCAGAACCACUACAAUCUCCUCUACCGCGAGGAAGAGCGCGAGAUGAUCCGCUACUGCAACGACACGGGCGUUGGUGUCAUCCCCUGGGCACCGCUUUGCAGAGGACAUCUGGCCAGGCCGCCCGCCGAGUUUGGUUCCACCGAUAGAAGCAAAGGUGAGAAGGAGAGUUCAGGGGAGUUAUCUGCAGUAGAUCAGAAGAUCAUAGGGCGCGUUGUUGAGCUGGCGGAGAAGCAUGAGUGGCCUAUGGCGCAUGUUGCGCUGGCUUGGAUUAAUCAGCGUAUCACGAGUCCGAUUAUUGGAUUUAGUAGUGUUGAGAGAAUUGAGCAGGCUAUUGGUGCAAGGGGGAAGACUUUGACGAAUGAGGAGGUUAAGUACCUGGAGGAGCUUUAUGAGGCCAAGCCAAUUGCUGGACAUUCCUAG